GAAGUAAAGAGAAGCAAUGGUUUUGGUAUGACGUGUAAUGAAUGGUAUAGUGUUACAAAACAUCAAAUAGUUGUAUUAAUUGUUCGGGAGGUAAAGUCAUAGCCGAAUCAUUAAAUGACAUUUAAAGUCGUACAAACUGUAUUUAUAAUUUUCUCUGUUCGCUCCACCAUAUCCUGUAUCAACAAAGGUGUGACUUAAAAUGUGUAUAUUUCUGAAAAUCUUUUGGAUAGUGAAUUUACUGUACAUAACAGGUUUGAGAUCCUGUAACAUAUCUCUCACAUCCAAUGGAAGUCUCUUUGAGCUAGGAACAACAAACGUAACCCUGUCGUGUCGAGUGUGCAGCAUUUCAUAUGGAAUCACAUUCUAUCACAACACCGAAUUUGUGGCAAGUUAUGGCCUACGUCUUGUAGUAAGUAAUACUACAUUGUACAGCGCAAAUGUACACACGAAUGACAAAGGGUCAGGCGAAAUGAACUUAAUUAUAUUAAAGUUCGGAACUUCAUUUUCUGGGAACUACACCUGUUCAAACGGCGGUUCAUAUCAUUCCUCAAUCGCUCUAUCUCACAAAGUUUCAGUUGGAAGUGUUAGCUUGACUCCGGCAUUGACAGUCAUUUCCGUAUUGCCCAACGUGGCUCUCAGCUACAUCCAAUGUGUAUCAUCAGAAGGCCGUCCAGCACCCAGUAUCACGUGGUACUUGGACAACAAAACUCCUUCAGACUACAGUGAUGAUGUGGACCUUACUGGAUAUAGCAGCAGUUCAACAGUGGCUGAUGUGACAACAAGUAUUCUUACAAUGACGCCUUCCACAAACUAUCAUGAUGCAAGGAUAUACUGUAAUGUCUCUAACGGAUAUGGACAAAUCAUGUCCAACAGGACUCUGAGAAUCAAUUUGUUGAGCUAUCCAACUAAGCCGUCAAUAAGGUUCAACACGGUAUUAGCACCAUCAAGUAUAUCUGUGAUAAAAAACAGUACUAUGACGCUAGAAUGUUCGUCGUCCGGCAAUCCGGAGCCGAGCUUUUCGUGGACCUUAUUUAACGGCUCUAUAAUAAGCAGCUCGGUCAUAACAUUUACAGUUGCAACUAAUAACAACAAAGAACAAAUAUUAUGCAGUGCCGCCAGUGUUUUGUAUCCAACAAAUCGACUAAGGAUAGCAACUGGACAUACAACAGUGUUAACUAUGAAUAUUUUAAAUGCUCCUGAGACGCCGCAAUUCACUUUUCAAACUUGUGCAACGUAUUCUCAAACGAAUCAUCUAAAGGUGAUCCCAGGCCAUUCCGUCUCUGGAAGUUGCACUUCGAAGAGUGAACCGAGCUCCACGUUUUUAUGGACACCGGCCAAUAGUGGAAUUGGUGAUGGUUUCUUUAUCAACAACGUCAGUAGAGAACACAGUGACACUUACACUUGCAUUGCCAAUAAUAAAAUGAACACAACAUUUAGUGGGAUUAUCAAUGGAACAAAUAAGUCUAGUUUUUAUCUAGACGUCUUAGCACCAGCAUAUGCUCUGUUCAUUGGUAACUAUUCGGUCUUAGUGAACACAACGCUAUCAGUCACUUGCCCCUUCAAGCCUGGAAACCCAGCGGAAACGAGAUUAUCGUGGUUCCGCGGAAAUACUUCAGCAAUUGGAUCUCAGCAAAAUCUUUCUCUGUCUAAUGUACAACUCUCAGGCGAAGGAUAUUAUAAAUGCAGAGUAAACAACACUAUGGACCCUACGGGAUGUGCUACUAAAGAGGCGUACGAGGAAACAAUAUUUUACAUGGAUGUGCAAUGUUCACCAAAAUCUUCACCAUUUGCUCCACCGAUAACCACGGUAUAUAGAAGAAGAAAUUCAUCAGCUAUUUUAUCGUUCACUAUUGUGGCCUAUCCUCCCCCAAAUGACGCUUCAGCAUAUGUUUGGAGUAAGCAAGUAGAUGGUGAAUGGGCAACACUGCACAAUUUUGACAGAUUUCAAACGAAUAUAUCAUACGACCGUCUUCAGACAAACCUUUUCAUAUCGCACUUACAAAUCGACGAUUUUACAAACUAUUCGGUUCGUGUAAACAAUCACUUCGUAUCUACAGAGCAAAUAUUUGUAAUUCGAGCAAAUGAGCAGCCCUCUAUGCCGCAACAACUUCUUGUCGUCGACGCCAUGGUGACUGAAUGUUCCGUCACAGUUCAAUGGACACCUGGAUUCAAUGGGGGUGAAGACCAAUGGUUCAUGAUCGGUUUCAAAAAGGCAGCAGAUGAAACCUUGACUUACAUAAACAUAUCUGCAACAGUUACCCAACUUAGCAUUGGUGAAUUAGUUGCGGGCACCAAGUAUGAAGUUAAAAUGCAUGCAGAGAAUGUUAUUGGAAAAUCUGAUGAAACCACUGUAUUAAGUGUGACAACAAAGUCUGUUAUUUCAUCAGGGACAUCGUACUCACAGCCAGAAAUGUAAUGAUUCUUACUUCAAAUUAGAAUAAUCAACCCCAUAAUUACACGGUACAAUUGUCAUGAGGUGCAAGCACAUAUUCAAAACAUAAUAUUUAUUUUAACGGUUACAAAUGUUGGAAUACUGCCAAUUGCUUAGGAAAAUCAUAUUGGACAUUACCAACAGGUUCACUCAAGGAUGGGCAAAAAGGUUACUAAACAUAUUACACUAUAUGAGCUUAGAC
Messenger RNA from Dreissena polymorpha, 2633 nucleotides. RefSeq names its product synaptogenesis protein syg-2-like. Gene Ontology annotation, molecular function: protein binding. The record is from RefSeq and is a predicted model, not a curated record. NCBI's taxonomy places the organism in Eukaryota, Metazoa, Mollusca, Bivalvia, Myida, Dreissenidae. Bases 200 to 2416 code for a protein of 738 amino acids. The transcript is spliced from 9 exons.